This is a messenger RNA of Medicago truncatula (barrel medic), 955 nucleotides long. Its product is annotated as gamma-glutamyl peptidase 5. Bases 85 to 822 code for a protein of 245 amino acids. Gene Ontology annotation, cellular component: cytosol. The transcript is spliced from 4 exons. NCBI's taxonomy places the organism in Eukaryota, Viridiplantae, Streptophyta, Magnoliopsida, Fabales, Fabaceae. The record is from RefSeq and is a predicted model, not a curated record.
UCCAUGGUCACACCAUUUGUGUUUUCUAUUUCUUCUUCCUCUCAUAAUUAAUAUCUUUCUCUUUGUGUGUGCAAAAAUUAAGAGAUGUUAGAUAGAUUGAGGAAGAAGAGGUAUGCAAUUUUAAUGUGUGGAGAGGAUUCAGAGUAUUUGUUGAAAAGACAUGGAGGUUGUUAUGGUUUCUUUACAAAAAUGUUGGCUGAGGAAGGAGAAACAUGGGAUCUUUACAAAGUUGUUAAUCAAGAGUUUCCUGAGGACGAUGAUGUUGAUUUCUAUGAUGGUUUUGUCAUCACUGGAAGCUGCAAAGAUGCACAUUCCAAUGACCCUUGGAUCCAUCAACUACUCACUCUUGUUCACACAUUGAAUUCACUCAACAAAAAAAUCCUUGGCAUUUGCUUUGGCCACCAGAUAAUUGGGCGUGCAUUGGGAGGGAAAGUGGUACGUUCUGCUGCAGGUUGGGACAUAGGUGUCUCAACCAUCAACUUGUUACAAUCAUCAUCAUCAUCUCUCAAUUUGCCAUCAAAACUUUCACUAUUCAAAUGCCACCGAGAUGAGGUUCUAGAUUUGCCUGCUGAAGCAGAGGUAAUUGGUUGGUCAGAAAAGACUGGAAUUGAGAUGUUUAGGUAUGGAAAUCACAUGUUGGGCAUCCAAGGCCACCCUGAAUUCAACAUUGACAUCUUUCUUCACUUUAUAGACCGUAUCACUAACCGUAAUUUAAUCCAGGAAGCUUUUGCUUCGGAUGUAAAGAUGAAGGCAACAUUACGAGAUCCAGACACAGAUGCAUGGAAAACACUUUGUCUCACAUUUCUUAAAGGUCAAUUAUGACCUAGUAACAAAAUAUUCUGCUGUAAUUUUUUUUUUACUAAAAAUUUCAGCUGUAAUUGUUAUUAUUUGACAAUAAUAAAAAGUGACAUUUCUUAAAUAUAAUACUAUUAUGAUCGAGUAACCCAAUAUUCAA